Messenger RNA from Rhopalosiphum padi (bird cherry-oat aphid), 5259 nucleotides. Its product is annotated as structural maintenance of chromosomes protein 3-like. Gene Ontology annotation, biological process: mitotic sister chromatid cohesion. Gene Ontology annotation, cellular component: chromosome. Gene Ontology annotation, molecular function: double-stranded DNA binding; ATP binding; cohesin loader activity. Bases 161 to 3775 code for a protein of 1204 amino acids. The record is from RefSeq and is a predicted model, not a curated record. Lineage: Eukaryota; Metazoa; Arthropoda; Insecta; Hemiptera; Aphididae. The transcript is spliced from 26 exons.
ACAAGGGUCCCAUUUUGAUUUUUGUUUACUCGAUUAUGUUUCAUCAUAAUAAUUUUUUUUCAAAUAAAAUAAACGCGAAGUGAACUUAUUAUGUUUUUUUCGGGAACUAAGCUAGCCCAAAAGAACUAAACGUUUCAGCGUUACGCAUUAAUAUCAAACAAUGCAUAUCAAACAGGUUAUAAUACAUGGUUUUAAAAGCUACAGAGAGCAAACUGUAGUUGAACCAUUUGACAAGAGACAUAAUGUCGUUGUUGGCCGUAAUGGAUCUGGAAAAAGCAAUUUCUUUUAUGCUAUACAAUUCGUACUUAGUGAUGAGUUUUCACAUCUUCGUCCUGAGCAAAGACAGGCAUUACUUCAUGAAGGCACCGGUCCAAGAGUUGUUACAGCUUAUGUAGAAAUUAUCUUUGAUAAUACAGAUAAUCGCUUACCAAUUGAAAAAGAAGAAGUUAUUUUAAGAAGAGUAAUUGGUGCCAAAAAAGACCAGUACUUUCUAAAUAAAAAAAUGGUGCCUAGGUCAGACGUUACUAAUUUAUUAGAAUCUGCUGGAUUUUCUCACUCAAAUCCAUAUUAUAUUGUCAAACAAGGAAAGAUUAACCAAAUGGCUACAGCGCCAGAUUCUCAUAGAUUAAAACUUUUGAGAGAAGUUGCUGGUACCAGAGUUUAUGAUGAACGAAAAGAAGAAUCAAUUGAUAUACUAAAAGAUACUCAAACUAAACUGGAAAAAAUUGUUGAGUUUAUUAAAACAAUUGAAGAGCGAUUACAAACUCUCGAAGAAGAAAAAGAAGAACUAAAAGAAUAUCAAGUUUGGGAUAAAAAAAGAAGGACAUUAGAAUUUUGUAUUCAUGAUCGUGAAUUAAAAGACACUAAACGAAAAUUGGAAGAAUUGGAUGGAAAAAUCAAUAAUUUUGAUGAAGAACAAAAACGACUUGCAUCUAAAGUUAAAGAUGCUACUGAUCAAGCAAAGAAAGCAGCCAAACAGUUACGUGAUGCUAAACGAGAAGUACAUGCAGCUAAAGAAGAAAAAGAAACUUUAAGCUUGGAACAACAAGAGUUAAUUAAACAAAAAACAAAAUUAGAUUUUACUAUAAAAGAUUUAACGGAUGAAGUAGAUGGAGAUAAUAAUUCUAAAGAAAGAGCAGAAAAAGAAUUGAAAAAACUUCAAGAUACCAUUAAAGCCAAAGAAUCAGAACUUCAAGAGUUAAAACCAAAAUAUGAAGCUCAAAAAAAAAAGGAAGAAGAUUGUACUCGGGAGCUUGCUUUAAAAGAACAAAAACGAAAAGAACUGUAUGCUAAACAAGGAAGAGGAAGUCAAUUCACAUCUAAAGAAGAUCGUGAUAAAUGGAUUCAAAAAGAACUUAAAUCUUUAAAUAAACAAAUAAAAGAUAAAAAUGAACACAAAGAUAAAUUAACUGAUGAUUUAAAACGAGAUGGAGAACGACAGCGUGAAUUAGAACAUCAAAUUCAGAUGAAUUCUAUUGAAUUAGAAAAACAAAGAGUUGCAAUUGAUGAGUACAAUAAAAAAUAUUAUGAAUUGAAAAAAGCAAAAGAUCAACAUCAAAGUCAGAGAAAUGAGCUGUGGCGUAAAGAAAAUACUAUACAGCAUAGUUUGUCAUCACUUAAAGAAGAGUUGGCAAAGUCUGAUCAAGCCCUCCGCAGUAUGGCUGGAAAAGCAAUUUUAAACGGAAGAGAUAGUGUUCGUAAAGUAUUAGAUGUAUUUAAAGAAAAAGGUGGAGCUCAUCUUGAUCUUGCUUCUCAAUACUAUGGACAAGUUAUUGAAAAUUUUGGAUGCGACCAGAGUAUUCAAACAGCAGUAGAAGUUACUGCAGGUGGAAGAAUGUUCUUCCAUAUUGUGGAAUCUGAUAAAAUUGGUACACAAAUCUUGAAAGAAAUAAAUAAUCAAAAUUUACCUGGUGAAGUUACAUUCAUGCCUUUAAAUAGAUUGACUGUAAGAGAUAUAAGAUAUCCACAAUCCAAGGAUGCACUUCCAAUGGUCAGUAAGCUAAAAUAUGAACCUCACUUAGAUAAAGCAAUGCGCUUUAUAUUUGGCAAAACAUUAAUUUGUCGAAAUCUAGAAAUUGCUACUACAAUAUCUAAACAGAGUAUGCUUGAUUGUAUUACAAUUGAUGGCGAUCAGGUUUCUUCAAGUGGAACAUUAACAGGAGGGUAUUUUAAAAAUAUGCGUUCUAAGUUGGAAAUUCAAAAACAACGUAAUGAUUCAAUGAGCCAAAUAAAAGAAGCCGAAGAAGUACUUGCUGUGUUAAAAACACAAUUAAAUGAAGUUGAGGUCAAUGUGAAUGUAGUAAUGUCUGACAUGCAAAAGACUGAAACAAAAAAUAGUAAAUCUAAAGGUAAUUUUGACAAAUUAAAAGGAGACAUAAGACUAAUGAAAGAAGAACUUGUUGGAAUUGAGAGAUAUCGAGCUACUAAAGAAAGGUUGUUAAUACAAGCUGCAUCAAAUUUAGAAGCCAUGCAAACUACACGCAGUGGAUUAGAAUCAGAACUUCAUCAGGAACUCAUGGCUCAACUUUCUGUUACUGAUCAAAGAGAAAUGGAUAAAUUAAAUGAUGAUAUUCGUUCAUUAACUAUGGAAAAUAAAACUGCCUUUUCUACUCGUAUGAAAUUAGAAGCUGAUAAAAACAAACUUGAAAAUUUGUUAACAAACAAUUUGAUUCGUCGUAGAGAUGAGCUUAUGCAGGCAUUACAAGAAAUAUCUGUUGAAGAACGUAAACGGACAUUAGAAAAUAAUAAAAUGGAAGUACAGACAGUUAAAAAAAAAUUAGAGGCGUUGAAUGCUGAUAUUAAAAUUGAUGAUAAAAGAGUACAAGAAGCCGUAAAAAAGCAAAAACUUUGUCAAGAAGAAUUGGAAAAGUGGAAAGCAUUAGAAAAAGAAGCUCAGGAAAAAUUAGAUAAUGAGUCCAAAGAUCUUACUAAAGUAUCAACCAAGCAAAAUAUGUUAAGGCAAAAAUUGGAUGAAUGUCAAGCCAAAAUUAGUGAUCUAGGUGCACUUCCUAAUACUGAACUCAUUACAAAAUAUAUGUCUUAUUCAUCUAAAAACUUGUUUAAAGAACUUGAAAAAGCUAACAGUAAUAUUAAGCGUUAUGGUCAUGUUAACAAGAAAGCUUUAGACCAAUUUAUUAGUUUUUCAGAACAAAAAGAAAAAUUGGUAUCCAGAAAACAAGAAUUAGAUCGAGGACAUCAAAAAAUUGAAGAAUUAAUGAAUGUUUUGGAACAAAGAAAAUGUGAUGCUAUUCUUUUUACAUUUAAACAAGUAUCAAUGUAUUUUACCCAAGUAUUUAGCAAACUUGUACCAGGUGGAUUUGCUCAAUUAGUAAUGAAAUCAGCUGGUGGUGAAGAGUCUGCUACACCUAAUGUUGGCGAUGAAGAUAAUAUAGAUAACUAUUCCGGAGUAAUGAUUAAAGUGUCGUUUGCUGGCCAAGGAAGUGAAAUGCGUGAAAUGAAUCAAUUAUCUGGUGGUCAAAAAUCAUUAGUCGCACUUGGACUUAUAUUUGCUAUUCAAAAAUGUGAUCCAGCUCCAUUUUAUCUUUUUGAUGAAAUUGAUCAGGCACUAGAUCCUCAACAUAGAAAAGCCGUUGCAGAUAUGAUACAUGAAAUGUCUGAUCAUGCCCAAUUCAUUACAACCACAUUCAGACCUGAAUUAUUAUUCAAUGCUCAUAAGUUCUAUGGAGUUAAAUUUCGUAAUAAGGUGAGUCAUGUGGAAUGCGUUACAAGAGAUGUUGCAUAUGAUUUUGUUGAAGAUGAUACAACUCAUGGAUAAUCAUUUUGGUUAUGAUUGUUUAAAUAUUGAACGUCAGACUGUAAAUAGCUAUUAAGUUUACAUAUUCAAUAAGUUAGCAGAAUUAUGUUUGGCUUUAUGUUUAAUCACUAUUUUCCUAUCAAUGAGAUCACAAAUAAGAUAUCUAUUCUGUAAAACCUUUUUUUCUUCAAUAGCUUAAUCAACUAAUAUUUAUAUAUGUUUAUAUAUAUAUACAUAUAUAUAUCUACUAUAUAUGAUAUGAAAUAUGAUAUUUAUUUAUAUAUUUACAUUUAUUUAAGAUAUCAUAAGUUAUUUUUUAAAAAUAACAAUAAAUUAUUAAGUGUAUACUUAAAAAAUAGAGAUAAGUUUAUUUAGUAUUUUUAAGUAUGAAUAUUUACAUUCCAAAAUACUCAUUUAUUUCAUCUCUCAACGUGAAUUAUAUUUAAAUAUCUGUUUUUGUAUAUUGUAAAAGAUGUCUUUUCACCAAAAAUUAGUUUAUAAAUAUGUUUAAUUAACACUUAUAUUUUAUAAUACUUUAAAAAAAAAAAUAACGAGUAUAAUGUAUUAUUUUAAACAUUUUUGAUUUAUUUGAUUAUACUUAAUCACCAUGUAUAAAAUUUAAAUGUAUAUUUGAGGAAAGGUCGAUAUCAUACACUUUAUAUAACUAUUCAACAAUGUAUUAAUUUGUAUUUUGAACAUAAUAUUGCAAAAUAUUUAACUAAAUUGAGGAAACAACUGGAAAGAAAAUUAUUUAGGUCUUCUAACAUUUAUUAAAAAUAGAUAUCUCUACAUUCUACUAUGGUAGAAUAUUUAGUUACAGUUAAUUAAUUAUUUUGUUGUAGCUUUAAAAUAACAAAUGAUGGUACUUUGACAAUGCACAUUAUGAUUAACAAAGAAAAUAAUGACUAUAAUUUUUUUUAUUUUGACAAAAUAUAUUAAAUAUCGGCUGAGCACUAUUUAUACAACUAUUUUAUAUUUAUAUGUAUAAUUAUGUUUUUUUUUAUAUCAAUAAUAAGCAUUAUUCAAAUGUGUUUAAUAUUUAAUUUGUUCAUUUUGAUUUUUUGUCUGUGUUAAAUAAUGAAGUAAAAAAAUUCAAAAUUUGUUUUUAUUACAAUGUUAUAAUAGAUUCUUGUUAAUAGAAUUCACCUCUAACUAAUUUAUACAACUGUCAUAAUAUGUCUUAUAUUUUAUUUAUUAUCUAGCCAAUAUAUAUAAGUUGGUGUAUUAUAUUUAAUUAAGAUUAUUAGACCCUGUUUAAAAACAUAAAAAUUAUAACAUUUGGUUUAAUUGUUAGAUUAGGUUAAUAGUUAUGUUUUUUAAAAUAUUUAAAAAAUUUGUAAUCGCAUAGUUAAACAAUUUUUUAAAUCAGCUAUUUUUGUUUCUAUAAUAUGAAACCAUAUACUUUAUUUUUACUUUACAAAAUUGUUUUAAAAUUUUUAACUAUUUUGUUUUGUUAUGUAUGCACAUUUACAUAAUUUAUAAACUGGACUUAAAUUGAUAAACUA